Molecule: messenger RNA, 1969 nt
Organism: Ruditapes philippinarum (Manila clam)
Lineage: Eukaryota; Metazoa; Mollusca; Bivalvia; Venerida; Veneridae
Product: collagen alpha-4(VI) chain-like
Exons: 6
Coding region: 97-1395 (432 amino acids)
Source: RefSeq, a predicted model, not a curated record
UCUGAUCGAAGCCAUUAGACAAAACACUGUCAAUUACAAACAUUAACUUAGUCAAAAAUAGAUAUUGUUCAACUAUCUCAGUAGAGAAAGUAAAAAAUGGGAAUGGCAACCAUGUAUUGUAGAAUUGUUUUAAUUAUGAUGACCUAUUAUGUUUCAAAUUAUGAAGCUGCACCUUCAGAACUGAUAGGUGGAGAUGUAUGUGGGGCUAAACCGGCGGAAAUAUAUUUCCUGCUUGACUCCUCUACGAGUAUAUGGUCCGUAGACUUCAAAAAACAGCUAGAGUUUGUUAAAGCCGUUGUAAACACCUUUGAGAUUGGUCCAGACAAAACAAGAAUUGGUGUUGCUUCUUUCUCAUACACAUUUCAUGAACAUUUUGGGCUUGAUCGGUACAGUAAAAUAGAAGAAAUAGAAAAUGCUGUCAAAAGAAUACCACAAUAUAUUGGCGGGACUCAUACCGACAAAGCUUUGAAUGGCGUCUUGAGUAGAGGUCUCAGCAAGGAUAAAGUUCGCAAAGACAUUGCAAGAAUUCUAAUUGUUCUGACGGAUGGAGCAUCUUUCAAUGCCAAGAAGACCAAAGACAUGGCACAAAAAGUCAAGGACGAAGGUAUUGUCGUUUUCGCUGUUGGUAUAGGCUCAAGGACAAAUAAAGAUGAACUUGCUGCUAUAGCAAGUACUCCUAAAAAUCCCGAUGACAAAUACUUGUUUGAAGUUGAUAAUUUUGAUGAUCUAGACAAUACUGUCAAAAAUAAGUUAACAACCAAGGCUUGUGAAGUUAAAGUUGAAGAAGAAUCAGUGGAAACCGAGAAAGAGGAUCAAAAGGAUGACAAUUCAGGUCCAGAAUGUGGCAAACAUAACAUAGCCGAUGUGAUGUUUGUAGUCGACCCCUCUGAAGUUGGUUCAUUUCACACAAAGCGCAUAUAUGAUUUCAUUGGUAAUGUUGUAAACGAUUUCAAUAUGGGAAAAGACAACAUACAGGUCGGAUUAGAAUCCCAAAACUGUGGUGCAGCAAAUAUUUCUUUAAAUCAAUACAACAACAGCAGAGAUCUAGCAAAGGCAUUUCGCUCUACAAAAGUAUCCCAAUUACCAGAUAUGCUAAAACGGUUAAGGACCCAUUCUUAUACGAAAGAAAACGGUGGAAGAAACAUUGCAAGACGCAUGGCUGUUAUUUUUGUAGACGAUAGCUUGUAUGACAAGAAAACCGUCUUAGAUGAAGCAAGAAGAACAAAACUUCAAGAUGUUGAAUUGUUUGUGGUUGCAAUAGGCGAUAGUGUUGAUGAUGAACUGAAAGCCUUAUGUAGCAGCCCAGUUGAACGGCACAUCAUCCGAGUACCUUCGUAUCAAGAGUUGAUGGAAUCUAAACCACAAUUUAUGAAGAAAUUCUGUCUUGGUCUUUAAAUACUUCAAGAAAUAAAUGAUAUCCAUUGCGGAGGGCGUUUGCGGAAUUUGGAAUUAAAAUAUAGAACAUAAAAGUGCUUUGGUAUAACAAGAAUUUAAAUGCUAUUAGAACUAAUCGACACUAAUGCGCAUAUUCUUGAUGGUUUUGUCCGAAUUAGAUAAAUCAAUUGUGUAUUCAAAGUAAAUGACUUAAAAAAGAACAUUGGAACAUAACUUAAACUAUAACUUAAUCUGAUUUACGUAAUAGAUCUUUGAGUUUGGAAUUCAGAGUGGUUUUAUACUACAUUUAAUUGGAAGAAAUGCUUUAUGAAAAAAGUAUGAUAGCAAUGAAGAUUUUAUAAUGUUUGCAUUAUAUACAUAUGUUUUACAAUGUUUUAGCAUUGUUUUCUGAUAUAUUUUUAGAUUGUUAACAUUUAAUGAAAUUGUUAUCGCUAUUGUUUUGUAUUAUUUAUUAUAUUGAUAUUGAAUAACUGCUUAAUGCGAGGAUUUGUGUUAGUAUAUUUAUAAAGUCUAUUUGUGUUAUAUUCGUUAAAAGAUUAUGUAUUUAUAAUUUAUUUUGAAUAAAACAAAUUUU